GUUGUUUCCUUCAGUUCACUCCUGAAUAAACUUGAACCAAAGCAAUGCUGUCUCUUCACGGCUGGGUGCUACUGCUCAUCCUUAUGCAACAAUGUUGUCCCAGGGUUAUUGUCAAUGGCGAGCGUCUUGUUCAUCACCACGGAAUUGAGCACAUUGCAACGAGGCAGCAGUUCUGUCAGUGGCCCUGUAAAUGUGGGCCACGGCCUCAGUGUACACCAGGAGUGAGUUCUGUGCUGGAUGGCUGUGGUUGCUGCAAGAGUUGUGCUCAGCAAAUUGGAGAUCCGUGCAACGAGAGAGACAUCUGUGAUCUGCACAAGGGCAUGUAUUGUGACUUCUCAGCCGACCGACCGAGAUUUCAAAUUGGAGUAUGUGCCUACUUAAUGGCAGUUGGAUGUGACCUUAAUGGAGCCCACUACGAGAACGGCGAAGCUUUCCAACCAAGCCCCCUUUACAAAUGCACAUGCAUUGCAGGCGCCAUUGGCUGUACUCCAACAUUCCUGCAGAAGCCUGCAGGUCUUCUGGGUUCGACCCCAUUGAUAGGAAAGCUGCCAGCAACUCUUCGUAGCAGCAAGAUUCCAAAGAAACAUACACAAGAUUCGACUUACAUGUCAGCUUACAGGGAUCGUCCUUUGGCCUGGAAAAAAAACUGUUUGAUCCAAACGACAUUGUGGAGCCCCUGUUCCAAGUCUUGUGGCCUGGGCAUCUCUGAGCGUGUCAACAAUGACAACCACAAAUGUGAGAUGAGGAAGGACACACGUCUAUGUCUCCUCCGCCCAUGUAAGAAGAAUGUAAUCAACAACAUUCAGGUGCCGAAAAGAAAGACAUGCCAAGUACAAUUUCAGGCAAGAAGGGGUGAAAAACUUGGGCUGUCAGGCUGUACAAGUACCAAGAGUUUGAAACCCACAUACUGUGGCAUCUGUGCCGACAAGCGCUGCUGUUCCCCUAAAAAGUCCGUUAUGAUCACUGUCAACUUCAACUGUCCAGGAGGCUCGAAAAUAAAAUGGAAGAUGCAGUGGAUCAUAUCUUGUGUUUGUCAGAAGGAAUGCAAUGAUUCAGCGGACAUGUUUUCAGACUUGCAUUUAAUCUAAUCAAGACAACCUUCAGGUCAGAUUUUUACUUAUCUGUUUUUUUUUUAACAUAACCCAGGCAGAUUUACAGUUAAGAUUGAUGGGCCUGUAUCAUGUCGGAUGUGUACCAGUCAGUAUUAAAAGAUCCAAAAGUGUGAAUACAUCUUUUAAAAGUGUUGCUGCUUUACAAUGAGACAAGCACAUGUUAUGCGUCAAUAUAUUCAAAUGAUGUAAAGCACUUUCACCAGCAAGGGCGUAGGUUUGGUCUCUACAUUGGUAGGGACAAGAUAACAGAACAACCUGAAUGUAGGAGUGAAAGUGGACUAAAAUUUGGGGGCGGAACGGUGAUUUGAUCUCGAAAAAAUGACGGAAACUAUCAAAUCUCCAUCUUGAAAAAAAAAAAAACUGCCAGGCUGCCACGCACGCAUCUCUAAGAAGAAAACAAUCUACUUAUGUCAGAUUUACAUACACAAGUUUAACAACAUGCCUAAUGAAGUGGUUGUUUAGCAUAAUCCGUUUCCAACAAUAUUCAUUAUUUGCUCCACGGAGCUCUUUCAGUCUGACGAGUCGCGUCAAUGUGCGCAGCGAACCACCCUUCCUGGACUCCAGUUGUACGUUCAGUUCGC
Corythoichthys intestinalis (scribbled pipefish) is the source of this 1693-nucleotide messenger RNA. RefSeq names its product cellular communication network factor 6 (gene ccn6). NCBI's taxonomy places the organism in Eukaryota, Metazoa, Chordata, Actinopteri, Syngnathiformes, Syngnathidae. Gene Ontology annotation, molecular function: integrin binding; heparin binding. Gene Ontology annotation, biological process: signal transduction; cell adhesion. The transcript has 5 exons. The coding region runs from base 45 to 1088 and encodes 347 amino acids. The record is from RefSeq and is a predicted model, not a curated record. Gene Ontology annotation, cellular component: extracellular matrix; extracellular region.